Molecule: messenger RNA, 717 nt
Organism: Dibothriocephalus latus
Lineage: Eukaryota; Metazoa; Platyhelminthes; Cestoda; Diphyllobothriidea; Diphyllobothriidae
Source: the annotation of a GenBank genome assembly
AUGGCGGCGCGCGCCAUCAAGGUCAUCUCGCGAGGUUCCAAUUGUCACGUGAAUGAGGCUAUUACAGCCUGGAUCGCUGAGCGUGCCCAGUCCUAUCAAGAUUCUAACAAGGUGGCCCUUUUCCUUCGCCCCUUCUUCUUUUGGAUAGACAAGAAGUUGUUGGAGCUGUUUAAUGAGGGUUUUCAAAAGUUUAGUCAGGCGCUGACGGAAGACGUAAACUCUGACUCAGAUGCAGAGGAAGAGCAGGAGGAGGAGGAGACAGGCGCCGAGCCCAUACCCGAACGAUUUUCCGCCUCUUCUUCGGCGUCCACGUCAUCCGAAGACUCCGCAGACAGUGCGGUUGACGAUGACCUCAUUUGGGUAUUUCGACUGCCGCCGCAGCCGAAACAACAACCGGUCGGCGUCAGCUCCUCCCAGCCCAGUCAGUACCAAUCUAUUCCGCCCAUCACUUCGGCCUGCAUGCGCUGUCGACAGGUGCUGGGUCUGAUUUUCGAGGCUCAGUUGGCACACAGCUUCUCCUCGGUGGUGGGCAACUUCUGUGUGGCCAACUGCACCAUCAUGGAUGUGCAGGCGGAAAGUGCGGAGGUGACAGUUCACUGCACGAAAUGCAGUUCGAAUCUCAAGAUAGUGGUAAGUUCUGCCAUGUCUCUUCAUCUACCCGUUUUCUCGCACCAGUUUUUGCACGCGUGCUUAUUAUCAUGCUGCGGAAUCUGGUGA